This is a messenger RNA of Cadophora gregata, 1790 nucleotides long. RefSeq lists its product as uncharacterized. The transcript is spliced from 2 exons. The record is from RefSeq and is a predicted model, not a curated record. Bases 239 to 1198 code for a protein of 319 amino acids. Lineage: Eukaryota; Fungi; Ascomycota; Leotiomycetes; Helotiales; Ploettnerulaceae.
CCUCCCGAAUCUUCCUUUCCUCUUGAGCCUUCUUGACAACACAACAUCUCAAGAUAGGAGGUACACGCAACACCAUCAGCAGUGUUUGGUCGUUGCAUAGCUGUUCAGCUGCAGUCGUUCCUUUGAUUGCGAACUACGCGUGUUCCCACUCUCAUUCAAGUAAUUUGCUCAGCCUCGAGCCUUGUCACGCCUGUUCAACUUCGAAAUUUUGAAACUCCCAAAUCAAUCAAUCUCUACAAUGGCGGAACCAGCUGUAGCUAGCCCAGCAACAGCCAUCUCUCUGGAGUUCAGAGACAUGGAUGAGUUUGUGGCUGAACAGGAGGCCAUUGACAAUCAAAUUGGGCAUCAAAUUGCCAAAGCCAAUCCUCCCGCUCGAGUCAACAACCACGGCAUGCAGGACCCUCUCGUUUUAACCGUUGAGAAUGAUGCUAUUCGUGAUAUUGGAGUUGGGAAUUGGAUUGGAAAGCUUAUCGAGUACCGUCAAGCCAACCCAGUUGAGGCUGCUGAUGGUGGUAUCCAGUACACGGAGAUCACCCUGCCUGGAAGGAUCAGUCCUCGCUUCUCCUGCACCGUCAAGAUCUCCGAAAGCGAUGAAGUCUUCGGAUGCAGUGGUAACUACGGUUUUGGUCCGAUCGUGGCCUCCUUCAGCAUCAAGAAGGUUGCGAAGCAAUUCGCUGCCAAGCGCGCCAUCGAUUUCCUCAUUAAGAACAAACACAUGCCCAAUGACGGGUCCGUCAAGUUCCCUAAGCCUCCAUCACCACCUCAAGGAGCAAAAACCAACACAGUCCCAGCUGGUGAACUUGCCUACAUCACCCAAGUCCCACUUCUCUGUCGCCGCCUGGGCUUUAACACUCCUACCUACAAGAUCACCUCGGUGAUCCCCAAUGCCCCUGUUUGCGACGGCUAUGCUGACUUUGGUAACGACCUACGUGUUGAUGGACCGGUUGGAAAGGUUACGAAUGUGUUUGGAAAGAAGAAUGCCAAAGAGGCUAUUGCAAGAAUUGUGGUCUCGUUCUUGAAGGAUGUUGAGCGCCAGAGAAUGGGUGAGCAAGCUACUGAUGAUAGCGAGGAGGGGGAGAAGAAGGAGAAGGCUGAUGAUGAUGAUGAUGAUAAGAAGCGUAAGAGAUCAUCUCCUGAUGUUUCAGAGACCAGCAACAAGGCACCGAAGAUCCAAGAUAUCUGUAUUCAUGAUGCAUGAUUCGACAAGAUUAUGAGAGCUUAUGAACUGUUACGAAGGAUAUGAAGUUAGGAAAUGAAAGCUGCUCGUACAUUUGUAUAAUUGAUAGACCUUGGAAAUUCUUAAUAACCAUGUGAUACUCUAGGAAUACCCCAAGAACAGUGUAGCUUUUUAUGUUAGAACUAGAUUUCAUUGUUGAAAUGAAAUCAGCUCUGAACCUCAACAUUGUCAUCUCCUGUUUGUGUCGUGAGAAAGCGACAACCACCUUGCCUAUCACACACACAGAAAUGUGACGGUUCGUUCGGUGCUAGAGUCAAACACUUGAGAGAGGCUGGUAUUUACGGUGGAUGUGGGCAUCGUUUAGAGUGCUGUCGUGAGGAAUUGGAGGAAACUGAAGUAUUGCAACUGCAAUGGCUAAAGGGGCCUACGUAAAUGAACAGAAAUGCGACAUUUCACAAUAUCAUACACGUUGCCACAGCUCUGAUUAACUUCAGUACGAAGCGAGCAAAUGAGGUUUCAAAAUACCUUCCAGGACUGUGGCGCAAACCACGCAUAUCUCAUUCCUGGAACGAGUCUCAAUAGUCAGCUAGGCACGAGCACAUAUCUUGUCUCC